AUCAUCCUUUGCCUGCAAAAUACUGUAUACCGUGGGCAUGUGUCCUACAGUUUUUGGCAUACGUUGACACACAAAGGAUACAGCCAGGUCCAACCAUAUGAAACGUGGAUACUUCAUGUUAAAUUUUUCAAUUAACAUCUCAAUAUAAAGGUCCUUGGAUGCUACCUAAAACCCACCUCUCCGUUCAUUAAAUUAUGUAUUGAGAUGUUAAAUUAUGUAUUGAGAUGUAGUUUCUGAAAAGCUACUUAUAGGUUGACAUAUUUGACACUCAUGUUAGAUGCUGACACAAAUGUCCAUGUCUUUUUAAUAUAAAGGUUUCCGGGUUUGUGUUUAUGGACACAUUAUAUGCAUUUACAUCUACUGUGUCCAAAUAAAAUCUUAUUUCUAAGGUGAUGAUAACCAAAAUUGGUAUGACUGUUCAACUAAAACAGUAAAAUUGUUGCCCUAGCUAAUCUAGUACAAGUUUAGUUUUAGUAACACUGAAGAUCCAAUCAUUUUUACUACUGUGGCAAUGUUCAAAAAUUCGGACACUAACACUUGCCAGUGCCCCGAGGCUGAGUCCCCUUGUUCCUUCUCAAAAAGCCUAAGUAGGACUGAGAAACAUUUAUAGUGAAAAAUUAUGAAAACGGGAGACUCCUGGUUUAGGGUUCUUUUCAUUCCAAAAACACCAGGUACCAAAUUCACUCCAACUUGUGUUGAAUCCCCAGUCAGACCUAAAUCUUUUUAAAGUCUGCUUUGUAGUAAAUAGCAAGCCUGGAAACAAAAAGGGAACUAACAAAGCCUAUUUCCUCAUGCAGACUGAUGGUGUGGCCAAUGAUGGUGGGUGUUGAGAGAAUCUCUUGGUUCUAGCAUCUUGCUAGAUGAUAUCUAGUUAUCAUCUCCAUUUCUCCAUGUAAAUUUGUUUCUUUAUCUUUCGGGAAUGGGUUUGGGGCAUAGUGGCUAGGGGAGACUAGUCCAAAAGAUAGGAAACAUGAAAACUACAGUGCGCAGAUAUUGGGUCUUGGCCAAUUCAGAUCGGUACACUGGAGGGCCAACCCAAAACCUCAUUCUGGGUUUUAAAAUAUGUGAUCAAAACUCAAAAUGAAAGAAAAAACAAGUUGAGAAAAAGAAAAGAGGGCCAACCCAAAACCUCAUUAUGGGUUUUAAAAUAUGUGAUCAAAACUCAAUAUGAAAGAAAAAACAAGUUGAGAAGAAGAAAAGAAAAAAAAUGUGAAGCUCAAGGGCAUUAGAAGUGUCUUGUUAAGGAAAUUUAACAAAAUGCACUCCUGAGAUGAAUUAUUGAUCAAUUUACCUCGUCAUCAUCAUCAUCAGACUUUUCUCAAUAAUUUGGGGUUGGCUACACGGAUCAUGAUCCGUCCGUAGAUUCAUAGAAAUUUUGGCAAAGUUUUAGGUUGGCUCCGUACCCAAGGACGGGUUAAGAGAAAGUUUGAGGUCAUCACCUUUUUUUAGACCAAUUGAUCAAUUUACAUAUUUUUUUAAUUAAUUUCAAACUUCCCAUUAAACUACACAUAAUUAAGUUGGAAUACUUGAAAAAGAAUAAAAUAUUAAAUAGUUAUAAAUUAAUUGCAUUUUGAUAAAUUUCCCCUUAUUAAUGUUGUGCUGUUGUGGUGUCAUCGCCAGCAAAGAAAAAUGCACACAAACCAUCAUCUUAUCAUAGGAUCAUCACCGCCUACCAGUAACUCAACGGCAGAGAUGUUAUAUUAGUCCAUAAAGGCAUAAACUGUAGUCCACAACAUGUUAGAUGUGACGGUGAUUACUUCUUGUGACCAUACUAUUAUUCAAGCCAUGUGGAUCAUCUUAUGUUACAAAAAAACAUGCCCCGAAAAUCCCACCACAACAUUCAGACUUCAAAAAAAUAGGGUUUCAGGCUUCACAAUCAAUGGAGGGAAAUAGUUCAGAUUCAGCUCCACAGACGAAGAGUGAUAAGCAGGACCCUUCUUCUAUUCCAUCUGCCGUUCUAGAUUACCUCCAACCUAACUACUGGGAUCAGCGGUUUUCAUCAGAGGAUAACUAUGAAUGGUUAAAGGACUACUCCCAUUUCGAGCAUCUGCUUCGAGAACAUGUAAAAGCUACUCACUCUGUACUGGAGAUUGGUUGUGGUAGCUCCCACUUGUGUGAAGGCUUGUACAGAGAUGGGAUCACUGACAUAACAUGCACGGAUCUUUCAAAGGUUGCUGUGGAAAAGCUGCAGAAAUGGGUGGAAUCCAUGGGAUAUCAUGGUAUCAAAGUGGUUGAAGCUGACAUGCUAGACCUUCCAUUUGGAGAUGGAUGUUAUGAUUUCGUCAUCGAGAAGGGAACCAUGGAUUUACUAUUCGUGGACAGUGGUGAUCCAUGGGAUCCACACCCUGCAACUGUAAGCAAAGUGAUGGCCACGCUUAGAGGUGUUCACAGAGUUCUGAAAACAGAUGGAAUAUUUGUUUCUAUAUCUUUUGGACAGCCACACUUCAGGCGGCCGUUCUUUGAAGCAGAAGAGUUCCUUUGGUCCCUUGAUUGGAAAACAUUCGGUGACGGAUUUCAUUAUUUUUUUUAUGUAUUGAAAAAGGGGAAGAGAACAUCAAAGAGCAAUGGGAUCAAGAUCGUUGCACCUUCAAUUUGUUUAUUACAGGAGGAACUAGAGGGUGAGGAUUAUAUAUUUCGAACCAAUUUUGAUGAAAACAAGUGAAGAAUAGUCUUCAUUUUUGUAAUAUUUCCAUGGACGGCUGGAUUUUGGUAUCUGAACAACUCAUUCACAGAUCAGCCUUAAAAUAAAGGAUCGAGAUGUCACGAUCCUUGUACUUUUUGGUGAAUAGAUGCCUUGAUCCUUGUAAGCUAAUUUUUAUCGACUCAUGGAAAUCAUAUGCUUUACAUUACUGAACAAAUGAUCUUCACUCUUUGGAUUU
Amborella trichopoda is the source of this 2879-nucleotide messenger RNA. RefSeq names its product S-adenosyl-L-methionine-dependent methyltransferases superfamily protein. The record is from RefSeq and is a predicted model, not a curated record. NCBI's taxonomy places the organism in Eukaryota, Viridiplantae, Streptophyta, Magnoliopsida, Amborellales, Amborellaceae.